AGAAGUUUCCCAAACAAAUAAAAAAACCCCGCAAAAACCCUGCACAAUUGAAUCCCCCAAAUUGUCCCCAUUAUUUCUCUCUCCUCCCAUCAAUGGCUGCCAGAUCUUCCUCAACUCUCCGCCUCUUCUCCCGCCUCCUCCACAAAACCCACCUUCAUCCUCCUCCUCCCACUCUCUCUCCUCACCACCACCCUUCCUCAUCACUUCGUCACCCUCAAUUCUCUCUCUUCUCUCUCUCCUCCUUCUCCACCGCCGCCUCACGCCGCCAACCGAAGAAAGUCGACAUCGGAGCUCGCGCGCGUCAGCUCCAAAAUCGCCGACUAUGGACUUACGCUCUCACAUUUUCCGGCGUUGCUGGUUUCGUGAUCUUAGUCCUUAACAAUUUCCAAGAUCAGCUCGUUUUCUAUGUAACUCCUUCCGAAGCCCUAGAAAAGUUCAAUUCUAAUCCUUCUCGUAAUAAGUUUCGAUUAGGUGGUUUAGUUCUUGAAGGUAGUGUUCAUCAGCCUGCUUCUUCGCCUGAAAUGGAGUUCGUCAUCACCGAUCUUAUGACCGAUAUUCUCGUUAGGUAUCAGGGAUCAUUGCCCGAUUUGUUCAGAGAAGGUCAUUCAGUGGUGGUAGAAGGAUUUGUAAAGCCUUUCACUGAUGAGAUUAAGGCAUCAGGUACGAGUGGAAAGAACAAGGAGGUGACUUCAAAGGCGAGAAGUGGGGAGUGUUUUUUUUCUGCCACAGAGGUGUUGGCCAAGCAUGAUGAGAAAUACAUGCCCGGGGAAGUGGCUGCUGCUAUUGAGAAAAACAAGAAAAAGAUUGAGGAGGAGGCAGAGGCACAGAAGACUGCAGCUGCGUGAAUUUUGUUUUGUGAGUAUGAACUUAUGAAGCCAACAGGGCUUUGAAUUUUUUUUUCCGGUCUCAACAUGAAUUAUACGAAUUGGAGUUUGUAUUGAGUUGAUUUAGGAAAGAGGGAUAGAUUCUAUAAGUUGGUACAGUUUGGAUAAAAGGAAAGGAUGGAAUACAAGAAUUUUGAGGAAAUAGGAUAUUAGAAAUUUUUAUUGAUUCGGCUAUCAUGAGUCUGAUUCGUGCCUAUAUUGUAUUUCUCAAUCAACAGAUUGGUUUUUCCCUGGGAUUAGGCAGGGAAAAUGUUAUAUUCAUGGAAUAAUAGAUUAAUAGUGAAUAAAUGUAUACUUAUGUAGCAGCCUCUGACUGGCUGAUAUUGUUUGUAUCAUUGUCUGAAGUGUGAUUGUGGUGGCUAUAUCAUUGUGAAUUCUGUUUCGA
Molecule: messenger RNA, 1269 nt
Organism: Beta vulgaris subsp. vulgaris (sugar beet)
Lineage: Eukaryota; Viridiplantae; Streptophyta; Magnoliopsida; Caryophyllales; Amaranthaceae
Exons: 2
Coding region: 93-845 (250 amino acids)
Biological process (GO): cytochrome complex assembly; protein-heme linkage
Cellular component (GO): plasma membrane
Molecular function (GO): heme binding
Source: RefSeq, a predicted model, not a curated record